GCGCUGAGCGGCGCCGAGAGUGAGUGGGCGCAGCGGGCGGGCUGCAGGUCCUCAGGCCGGGCAGGCUCUCCCCCCGCACUCGCUGACGCAUGCAGAGGCGGCGGGGCUGCCGGCCGAGCGGGUCCCCGGGUAAAUGUAGCGUUUUCGUGUGGCAACAAUGUGAAGGAGCGCGGUGCCUAGUAACAACUGGCCGUUACCCUGACUACCCCUCGCAACCGGUCCUCGCUUGUACACCGUCUGAAAACCGGAGAGUUUAGACCGAAGAGCACUGAUUCAAAAUGAGUGAACUAAAAGAUUGCCCACUGCAGUUCCAUGACUUCAAGCCAGUAGACCAUGCAAAGAUGUGUCCUCGGUAUGCUGCUGUGUUAUCGCGAUCGGAAGAUGACGGGAUUGGAAUUGAGGAACUGGACACGUUGCAGUUGGAACUGGAGACAUUGCUGUCCUCAGCAAGUCGGCGUCUACGCAUUUUGGAAGCAGAGACACAGAUCCUCACAGACUGGCAGGAUAAAAAAGGAGAUAAGAGGCUGUUGAAAUUUGGGAAAGAACAUGAGCAUGGAACGCCACAGAAACAUGGAAAGCCAAAGAAGCAGAAACUAGAUGGAAAGGGCAGUCACGGAACUGGACCUGGGCCUGGACGUCCUAAGUCAAAAAAUGUACAGCCUAAGAUACAGGAGUACGAAUUUACAGAUGAUCCCUUGGAUGUCCCCAGGAUUCCAAAGAAUGAUGCCCCAAAUAGAUUCUGGGCAUCAGUGGAACCGUACUGUGCUGAUAUAACCAACGAAGAGAUCCGUAUCCUUGAGGACCUUCUGAAACCGCCUGAAGAUGAAGCUGAGUAUUACAAGCAGAUCCCUCCUUUGGGAAAACAUUACUCUCAGCGUUGGGCACAAGAGGACCUUCUGGAGGAGCAGAAGGAAGGUGCUCGUGCUGCAGCAGCAGCAGAGAAGAAGAAAGGCAUGCUUGGAACUUUAACGGAGCUCGACUCUAAAGAUGUAGAUGCAUUGCUGAAGAAAGAGCAACAUGAUCAGCCCGAAGAUGUUUCUCCUUUUGGGCCCCUUACGCAACGAUUGCUGCAAGCUUUGGUGGAGGAGAACAUUAUUUCACCAAUGGAAGAUUCUCCUAUACCGGAGAUGACAGGGAAAGAUGCGGGGACUGAUGGAGCAAGCACGUCCCCUCGAAGUCAGAAUAAGUCAUUUAGUGUUCCUCAUACAAAAUCUCUAGAAGCUCGAAUUAAGGAAGAACUAAUUGCACAGGGUCUGUUGGAUUCUGAGGAUCGUCCUACUGAAGACUCUGAGGAUGAAGUUCUAGCAGAACUGCGUAAACGUCAGGCUGAACUGAAAGCCCUCAGUAGCCACAAUCGAGCAAAGAAGCAGGAACUUCUCAGACUUGCCAAAGAGGAGUUAAAAAAGCAGGAGUUACGACAACGAGUGAGGAUAGCAGACAAUGAAGUCAUGGAUGCCUUCCGGAAGAUCAUGGCAGCACGCCAAAAGAAACGGACACCGACAAAAAAAGAGAAAGAUCAGGCAUGGAAAGCACUGAAGGAAAGAGAGAGCAUCUUAAAACUUUUGGACAGUUAAAGGCAACUUUGCCGACACACUGUUACUUCAAAAUUAUUGGGGAAGCUUUUGUCGUUUCCGAGUUGUCUGGACUUGAACUGACAAAAACAAGAUGAUUUAGAUUUCCCUGUUUGGAACUGGUAACAUUCCAUUGCAGCGGGCUGUCUCUGUUGCAGCUUGCUUGUCUUGUAUGUCAAAGGUGGAUAUCUAUUAUAUAGAAAUCUGAAUGUUGUGCUUUGCUAGUUUGAAUUUGUACUGUAUGUAAGAGUAAAGUUUCUGCUGCGUGUUCAGAUAAGAGUGUAAUAUUUAUAGGUGAUUGUACUAUGAUAGUCCUUCAAAUGUGAUGUUAACAACUGACACUUUAUAACUUUUGAGAAAGAUUGUCUUCACUCACCCCCACUCCAAUAAAAUUUUAAGGAAAUAAUGUAUGGAGGUGAUCUCUACGACACAAAAUAUAUUCAUUAUUCUUUAAACUAUGUUAAUUCUAUUUUCACACCCUCCCCAUGAAGUUAAUGUACUGUGGUCUCUGAUAUUAAUUUGAAAUAUUCCUGCAUUUCCUCUCAACCAUUUAGAAAUAUAGAACAUAGAAAACCUACAGCACGAUACAGGCCCUUUGGCCCACAAUGCUAUGCUGAACAUGUACUUACUUCAGAAAUUACUUAGGGUUAUCCAUAGCCCUCUAUUUUUCUAAGCUCCAUGUACCUAUCCAGGAGUCUCUUAAAAGACCCUAUCAUAUCCGCCUCCACCAACGUUGCCAGUAGCCCAUUCCAAGCACUCACCACUCUCUCCGUAAAAAACUAACUUACCCCUGGCAUCUCUUCUGUACCUACUUCCAAGCACCUUAACACUGUUAGCCAUUUCAGCCCUGGGAAAAAGCUUCUGACUAUUCACAUGAUCAAUGCCUCUCAUCAUCUCAUACUCCUGUAUCAGGUCACCUCUCAUCCUCCGCCUCCCAUUUAUUGCUUGAGAUUUGUAAAUUCAUUUAUUCACCCAUUUAUUAUCAAAAUACUAUAAAUUUCUAAUAUCAAAGCAUGGAGGGGGAGUAAGGGCAGAUGGUGGAAGAAAAAGUACAUUUUAUAGAAAGGGAGUCAUAUAAGGUUUAUAUAACUUAAGCAACAGUAGCUAGUGUUUCUUUGACCCGUCCCAGGGUAGCAUCGGUACUGAAGUUCUGGCUAUUCUGGCUUUUGGGCCUUUGGCAGCAUGUGUUCUCAAUGAUCCCUGACUUUCGUGCUGGCUGUUGGCAGUGAGAAGAGAAGUUACUCAAGAAGUUUGUUCCACCCUUGGCUGGUGGUAGAGUAAACCAUUCCUACAUCUCUUCUGUGGGUUUCAGCUGCCUUCCUGAAUUAUCUUCUGAGACAGUUGCUAUUGUUUUUACAUUUUGUUUCUGCAUUUGAUUAAAUGGGCUGACCAGCCUUGCAUUGGAGGAAUCUGAUCCUUUCAUAGUUGAUCUUGCCAUUUUGCACACAAUCCAGCUCAGUUUACAGCAGAGAAAUGGAUUGUUUGGGAACAGGUCGGUUUAGCUGAGUUGGCCCUUUCUCCACCUUCCUCGGGGAUAACCUGAAACGUUGAUGUAUUGUAGAGGAGCUGCUAAUAUUUGAAUCGAUAUUGAGGAGGAAGAGUUGUGGGUGUGCACUGUGGAAAUAAGUUUUGCAAAGUACUAUAAUAUUUUGCUACCAUUGUAUGAAAGGAGCUGAAGAAUCAUAUUGCCAAGCUUGCUAUUUUAUUUUAAGCAGGAGCUUUGCGGUAAUCAGUAAUGUAAGUUCUGUGCUGCAACACAGAGACUCUGAUCACCUGUCUGUCAGACUUAUACUGUUGCAAUGACUAUACUACUUCACUGAUCUGAAUUCUGGAAGCAACUAGCAGUCAUUGAAAUCCCAACACAGAUGUCUUCUUACUAAGUUAUUGGAUCAUAUUUGAAGCAACAAGUUAUCAUCACUGGUAAUGUCAAAUACUCAGUAGUGUACUCGUCAUUAGCAAACUGUAAUGAACUUUAAAUAAAUAUUAAC
Messenger RNA from Hypanus sabinus (Atlantic stingray), 3559 nucleotides. It is a transcript of the gene tada3l, whose product is annotated as transcriptional adaptor 3 (NGG1 homolog, yeast)-like. Gene Ontology annotation, biological process: regulation of transcription by RNA polymerase II. Bases 279 to 1574 code for a protein of 431 amino acids. NCBI's taxonomy places the organism in Eukaryota, Metazoa, Chordata, Chondrichthyes, Myliobatiformes, Dasyatidae. The transcript has 9 exons. The record is from RefSeq and is a predicted model, not a curated record. Gene Ontology annotation, cellular component: SAGA complex. Gene Ontology annotation, molecular function: transcription coactivator activity.